This is a messenger RNA of Ostrea edulis (European flat oyster), 978 nucleotides long. RefSeq lists its product as uncharacterized. Gene Ontology annotation, molecular function: nucleic acid binding. Bases 1 to 978 code for a protein of 325 amino acids. NCBI's taxonomy places the organism in Eukaryota, Metazoa, Mollusca, Bivalvia, Ostreida, Ostreidae. The transcript has a single exon. The record is from RefSeq and is a predicted model, not a curated record. Gene Ontology annotation, biological process: DNA integration.
AUGCGACUGCGCAGAUUUAAUCCGACUGCUGAACAUGUGCCAGGGAAAAAUCUUGUGGUUCCCGACACCCUCUCGAGGAGUCCGUUAACUGGGAACUCCGAGGAAACAGAGGAGGAAGUCAAUCUUUACGUAGACUCUGUCGUAAGAAAUCUUCCAAUAUCUGACCAACGACUAGAGCGCAUUCGAUUAGCUACUGUAGAUGAUCCAGAAUUGUCUGAAGUUUUGCAGAAAACUCAGAACUGGUGGCCAAACCAUGAGAGAUCACUGAAAGCAGAAAUCCGACCAUAUUUUACUGCAAGAUCGGAACUGUCAGUUUUGAAUGGCAUUCUGAUGUACAGAGACCGAAUUGUUAUUCCAGAAGCUCUUACACCAGAAACCUUAAAAGAUAUACAUUCAGGACAUUUAGGUCUUAAUAAGUGCCGUGAACACGCACAGGGAGCAGUAUGGUGGCCUGGAAUUUCAACUGACAUUGAGCGUACCGUUAAGUCCUGCGAAUUCUGUCAAGUUCAUCAACCAAAACAGAACCGAGAGCCGUUGAAGACAACAGCCCUUCCAUGUCGUCCAUGGCAAAAGAUCGCUGCAGAUCUAUGUGAGCUGAAAGGUAGACAUUUCUUAGUAGUUACAGACUAUUUUUCUCGUUAUCUGGAAAUUGCUUACUUGGAUUCAUUGACUAGUGCUCAUGUGAUUGGAAAACUCAAGAAUAUAUUAGCUCGAUGGGGUAUUCCUGAGGAAUUGGUAACCGACAAUGGCACCCAGUUUACAUCAGACUCUUUCAAGAAUUUUGCUGCUAAGUAUGGAUUUGUGCAUACAGCCACUAGUCCUCACUACCCGCAAGCGAACGGUGAGGCUGAAAGUGCAGUGAAGACCGCGAAACGCAUAUUGCAGCAGGAAGACAUCUUUAUUGCGCUUAUGGCAUACCGUUCAACACCCAUUUCAACAACAGGAAUCCAUGAUCGGUUUCCACUACAUACGACCUAG